Messenger RNA from Talaromyces amestolkiae, 522 nucleotides. RefSeq lists its product as uncharacterized. NCBI's taxonomy places the organism in Eukaryota, Fungi, Ascomycota, Eurotiomycetes, Eurotiales, Trichocomaceae. The transcript has a single exon. Bases 1 to 522 code for a protein of 173 amino acids. The record is from RefSeq and is a predicted model, not a curated record. Gene Ontology annotation, molecular function: carboxy-lyase activity.
AUGCCAGUCCUCCCUUCCCUCAAAGACUCGACAUUCAACACCGACCUCCACGACCGCCACCUAAUCUAUGACUACGCCGCACAAGACAGCGAGGGCAAUCCUGAAAAAUGGCGUUACGAAAUGUGGUUCUACAAUGAAGACCGCAUCGUCUACGCCAUCCACGGCGGUCCCAUGGCGGGKCGCAAAAACUUUCAGUCUGCAACAUACCAAUGCAUUCGACCGGGAGAAUUGUGGCAGUGCAAUUGGCUUGAAGAGACGGGCACGAUUUGUUCGCUAGUUUAUGAUAUACGUAACAAGAAGAUUACGACAUUGUUGGGGUUUUCGAGGGGUCAUUGGGAUCAAAAUGAAGAGGCAAAGGGGGAUAAGAGAAACCCAAAGGAUUUUGAGAGAUGGAGGGGUCUGGCCAAAGUGGGUAAGAGCCAGGCGGAUAGGGUGUUGUUGAGUGAGCAGGCAGAUAUCUUGGAGGAUUUUAGAGGGAAGGGAGAUUUGGAGGAGAUUGAGAUGAGCUGGCCUACCCUCUGA